AUGGACAUCCGGUGUCAGUCGGUGCUCUGUGGGUGAGGCUGGAAAGAGAGGGGGCUCAUGGGUAGGUUUCUGUAAGAGCUGGGAGAGGUGACAUUUAACCAGAGAGAGAGAUAGAGAGGCAGAGAGAUAGGGGGAGGGGUUGCUGAACAUAACAGUAUGCCGGAAGAGGGAGGACAUUAGAAGGUGACCCAACUGUGGUUUGUGACUAUUAUGAUUUCCCAUUGUAUCCAAUUCAGUUGCAGUAAUUCCCUUAAUAAUUUUUUUGUUACGAGUUUUAAUUAAUAUAUAAUUCAUAAACAAAAUUGAUAGCAGUAAAAUUACUAUAACUCAUUGCCAGGUCUACCAUUACUUGAUACUUUAAUUGAGGGAGAGAAAUUAGAAAAUAUCUUAAAGAUAUGUGGGCUUUAUUAACGGAAUUACAAGGUACAAGGCAAUAUUUCUUAAACUUACAGAAGGUAAACAAUUUCUCAAAAAUAAAAUAUGUGCUGAUAUUAGUUGGCAGGGGUCUUUAUGUCAACAUUAUUGUGUUUUGAUGUAUUUCUGAAGCCUUUAAUUAUGCCUCAUUUUUAAGAUGAUUGAAAAAUGUAUUUCUGACUAUAUAGACUUAGCUUUCAUUUGACACCCAAUUUGAUAUGCUUCUAUGAACUUCACAUGUUGGUGCUCAUGGGUCCUUUUCGAUGGAAAUGCUCCUACCUGUCCUGUUGUGACUGGCAAUUCUGUGAAUGAGGAGUUGGUAUGUUCUCCCUUCUUGAAACAGAUUAGCCUAGGCUACCACGAAGGGAAGGAUUAGUGUCCACCCUGCAGCUCAGGAAACACAAGCACUCCCUGUUCUCUCUCUCUCUGCUGUACAGGGCCCUACUCCCAGUCAGCAUGUUAUGCCUAGCUAGUAGUUAUAGGCAAUGUUGGCAGUUUAUCUUCAGAGGAAUCUGGAAGACAACAAACACUGUUUUAUUCCAUGUUCUAUGUUUUAUGUUGCCCUUAAGACUACCUUUACCUUAACUGGCACCAUUAUUUGCACCAGACCGCUGUUUGUUCCAUAAUCAACAUUCUGUGGCUCUCAAGGUUAUUUGUCAUAAUGCAAACCGUUUGUUACUGUGUUUACCAGUGUGUUUGUGGCAUAUUUAACUGUCUUUGCAAAUGUCAGUAUGUGAUGCUAGGCUGUAUGUGGGCACUGGGUCUGCAUUAUUUUACCACCAGUCUUCACCCUCUCAGCCGUUGGUCUGAAAUGAGGAAAUGCAGCUUGUUGUGUGAGGUUGUUAAAACACUUCUGUCAUACAGAAAAAAACAGCUGAGUUCAGUUCAGCUCUGCCUCCAUCCCUCCUCCCUCUCUCUGUUCUGCUUCUUUCCUUUUUUCUCUCCCCUCCCCCAUGCUCCUUCCAUCCCUCUUUGUUUGCUCCCUCUCUUCCCUCAAUGGGUACCACCCAACAACCUGCUCCUGCUUGUGAUUGGUGGAAGUGGGCGGGUCUGUUUUUGUGCUUGUGAGUUUUACCAGUCAGAGCGAGCGCAGGCUGUCAGUGUCAGAAGGGUUUCAGUGGGCAGCAGGCGAGACUUUCAGUCAGGCUGUGUCGCACUCAGACCACACUCUGCAGAGCAGCAGCUGCAGCGCACACCUUCAUUUAUCAACCUCGGGACACAAAGGACUUUCUGUUCAUACACCCCUCUGCCUACUUUCUAAGGCCAGGAGGAAAAAAGGGAUUUAAGAUUGACAAACGCUGAGCCGAUAUUUCUCUCUAUCUCUCUCUCUCUUCCUCCUUCCAUUCCCUCUUUGUUUUCGUCUUGCAGAAUCCCUCCUGCACAGAGGAGAGAUCAUCAAACCACAGAAAAGGAGGGAUCAAAAUAAACGACAUCAACAGAGAUACCCUGCGGUCUGCGUGUGUGGUCGUCCAACUGUCCUGUUGCGGCCCUGCAGCGCUGUGUCCCUGAGGAGGGAGGCUAAUGCGUGUGGCGUCGCUGUGCUCAGGAUCAGGGUCAGUGGAGGAUGAGUCCGGCCGUGGAGGCUCAGACCAUGCAGGCCAAGCAACAGCAAACACAGCAGCAGCUACAACACUAUCUGGAGAAAGGGGUCCCGCUUGAGCCCUUCAUGCACCAGGUGGGGGGCCACUGCUGCGUGCUGCGUUUCGGAGAGCAGACCAUCUGCAAGCCCCUCAUCCCCCAAGAGCACCAGUUCUACAAGAGCCUACCCAGCGCCAUGAGGAAGUUCACCCCCCAGUACCGAGGUAAGACUGUACCCCCUAACCUCUGUUGCUGUGUUGUCUCUGUCUCUUUUGACCAUAUCCCAUUCCCCCUCUUUCUGUAUCUCUUGAUUGGUAUGGAAUGCGGUUGGAAAAGAGGGUAGGUUUUUAUUGCAGGUGCAUGCAUUUUCUUCUAUGCACUUUUCCUUGUUCACGGUCCAUGUUAGCGCAUGGUUUUAGGGUGUAGGUUGUUUUUAGGGAGUCGAAGUGUGUCCCUCCACAGAUGGAUCAGGUGGGUUCUGUCAAUUCUCUAAGGCCCAGGUUAGGACUUUGCAGGCCAGCCAGGAUGCUGUGUGGUAGCCGGUGCUCUUGGACCUGGCCACAGGGGGACACUGUAGCAGUGGAGCACCACCAGGGUGUGCUGUCCUGUGUGUAGAAGCAGAGGAGGUAAGUCACACAGACAGACCGGUAGGAGCUGUGUUUCUCUGCCCAGAGAGCAGGUAGAAUGCAGUAUAGUAUGCAUGAAGACAGGUUUAGCGAGUACGCGCGCACACACACACACACACACACACACACAGAAAUGCUUUCUAACGUGUUCAGAAAUAAUUCAGCGAGGAGAGGGUUAAAUCAUCAUACAAUGACACCAGUAUCUAAGGCUUGAGGUUCAGAAGGCAGUGUGGACCUGCAGGGUCCUAACAUCCACCAUAUCUUGUUAACUCUCACUGUUCACCACCAGUGCUGCGUCUCCCCUCUGCUGUUUAGCCGUUUAACAGUAGGUUAUCUAACACGACGGGUCACUGCAGCUGUUUGUCUUUAGUACCUGACAGACAAGUGAAAGGUGAACCUGUGUGCGUAAAAGGGGGGGCUUGCUCCCUCCUUUUUAACAUUCUAAAACAAGGCUGUGGCUUGACACUCACAGUUGCUUUGGAUCAUAUAUACUCGCACCACAAAAUGUGUUCUGAUCCGAUAGGAUCCAAUGAAUCCUAGUCUUUAUCUCACUUUUUAUCUUCAUCUUCAACCGUUUUCUCUUUGAGCUACUCUACCUUUCCAUGUCAAUUUGCAGCUGUUGUGUUCUAUGCAUCCCCACCCCAGAGGGGAAUCAUCCCCACAGAGAGAUAUGGUGGCUGGGUGAGGGGGUGGUUUUGGAUGGGGCAGGGUAGGGCAUGGCUCAUGAGGGAGGGGGGUUAGAAUGUUGUACAUACGGGAUGGGUAGAAUGACGUGAGAGUGACUGAGUAACUGAAAUAGGCUUUAGUUCAUCCGUCUGGUCCAUCUACAGAGACUAUGUAUGCUGUUGUGCUGUUCUCUCAAUGUACAAGUUGUUUUAAGGCAAUAUGCAUAGGUUUACAUGAUUUUGUGGUUUUUGGUACUCUAUGGUGUUGGUGACAGUGUCUUUAAGAUGUUUUAUUUAUUUAUUUACUGUGUAAUAAUAUUACUGCUAUAAUGGUUUGAUAAAACAGCUCAAAUCACUUAAAAUAAAUAUAUUUUUUGAUUGCAUCUGCUCGAGCCUUGCGUGGUUUGUGUUUUGGAGUGACUUUCCUUUUCUGCAUGAUUGAUAGUGUAAUAUUGGGAGUGUGUAUGUUUACAACAACAACAUACUGUACACAAAUAUAAACAAGAUUUCCAUAUAGACACACCCUCUAUUUGUGGUCCCCAAGCCCCAUAUCUCCAUCGCCCUCCACCUCUGUCGCUGUCUCUCUCUCUCUCUCUGGCUGUCUGGAGUUGGGAGAUCUGUAUCUGUAUCUCUCUCUCUCUCUCUGUCUGAAGUUGGGAGAUCUGUAUCUCUGUUUGUUAUAAAGUUGUUUGUCCAGGUCCUUUGAUCUCUAUCAGGUUGAGAGAAGCCAGGGCAGACGGCUCUGUAAGUUUUAAAAAUGCUGGCGAGCAAAAAGAGUUUGGGGUAAGAGACUCAAAAUACUUCCCAGUUUCUUGUUUGCUGCUGGGAAAUGUAAAUGCAGUGUUCCAUCGAGAGAGUCAAAAUAACCAUUGCUUUGCUGUUUCUAUGAGGUUGAUAUCUUACGGGUUUGUCUACUUCCUUUCCUCUCUCUGUCUCUCAGGUGUGGUAUCUGUGGGUUUUGAAGAGGAUGAGGAGGGCAACCUGUGUCUCAUAGCGUACCCCCUGCACAGUGACUCUGGGGUGGGGGACCUGGAGAAUAUAGAUCUGUCGGUCAACGGCGAGCCAUACAGCAAGAUGCUGCAGUGGGGCAACAAGCAGCUGUCUGCCCGGAGUCUACUGGACUCACACGAAGACGAGGACAAGAGGUGAGACGGGACAGAGACGGAUUGAAACACUGUUACGGAGACUUACUGUGACACUGAUAAAGAGACAUGCAGUGCACCAGAGUUGGUGAUCGUUAUGGUGAACACACGCAAUCACUGGCACAUAACUGACAGACACACACAAACACAGAAAGCACUCUGAAAUACACACUCUGAAAUACACACUCUGAAAUACACACUCUGAAAUACACACUCUGAAAUACAAGCAGGCAGGACCCAUCUGGUGUGAGUAGAUGAUGGUGUGGCCAGGCUGGGGUUAGUUAAAGCCAGAGGUUUAUGGAACCACUACAGAGCCGUGAUCUCCAGGCCAGGAGGGGCAGUGCAAGGGAAAGGGUAAAGGGUAGAGAAGAGACAGGACAGUCGAAGGUGAUGCAAUCUGACCAAGCUCACACUUAUAAUAUGCUGAUCUUUGUCAUGUACCUUCCAUACAACAUUACCUGACACCUAGGUUGAGACACAUUGUAUCAAAGGUUCUAGAACGUAAACUUAAUGGUACAAUAGGGGACUCCCUCCCUGCUCUCCACCCCUCCUGACUCCCCUCUCUCCCCCAGUCAUAAGCAUGAGGAGGAGGAGCUGGAGUGGCUGCAGCAGCAGGAGGUGCCUCUGGAAGGCUGCAACGCCAUCCAACACAACCCCUGGAGACUCCAACUCCAACAGGAACACCUGCAGAGGAUGAAGGAGAACGCCAAGCACCGCAACCAGUACAGUAUCCUUUCAUUACCACAACCACUCUAAACAUCAGGCAAUCCAUCACCUGCCUGCAGGGUUUGUCCAUGUACCUGAUCUUAUUACUGUAUACUACUGCUUAUUUCUUCACUCUGCAGAAUUUUGUGCCCAAAGUAGCCUCACAAUCUUACAGAUAAUCGACUUGUGACAUCUUUGUGUUUGUAAGUGAAGUAGAUUGAUGUGACGAAAGGCUAGAGAUGGAAUGGUGUCAUGUCCGUCUGAUGAAUUAGUGUCCGCUGAGUGGGAGUCAGGUCUUCCUACUACAUUAAUGGAGAGCUGUCUCCAACCAGGUCCAUUAGAACAUGUGAUUUUCCUGUAGUCAAAGGUUCCUUGACUCAGGACCCCUUCCCAGAAUUCAUCCUGCUGGAGAACCUGACGUGGCGUCACACGGUUCCAUGCGUGCUGGACCUGAAGAUGGGCACGCGGCAGCACGGUGACAACGUGUCCGAGGAGAAGAAGGUCAUGCAAAUCCGCAAGUGCCAGCAAAGCACCUCUGCCUCCAUCGGAGUACGCCUCUGUGGCAUGCAGGUGGGCACAAUGUUAACUUGUGAGUUAUUGAUGGGGAUGGGGCAGAAUUGAAGAGCCUGAAAUGAUCUAGUGGGGGGGCAUAGCUUAGUUCUUGUUCAGAAUGAAAAGGAAGAAAUGUGUUUCUGAACCCCUCCAUCUCCUACCUCUCUCUCAGGUGUACCAGUCAGACUCGGGUCAGCUCAUGUUCAUGGAUAAGUACAUUGGGCGUAAACUGACCCUGUCAGGCUUUAAGGAAGCCUUGUUCCAGUUCUUCCAUGACGGGCGGCAUCUGCGGCGUGAGCUGCUCUCCCCGGUGCUGCGGAGGCUCAGGGAGAUGCAGGCGGCCCUAGAGAGCUGUGAGUCCUACCGCUUCUAUUCCUCCUCCCUAUUGAUCAUCUAUGAUGGCGAGCCGCCCUGCACACACACACACACACACAGGGCCCCUGAGGACGGUCUGUCUGAGGAGGAGGAAGUAGAAGAGGAAGAUGAUGAAGAGGCAGGUGCGUUUGGGUUUACCCGCAGUAGUAGUGGUAGCACUGGUGGUGGGCACCUGGCAGCCCGAUCUGAUACAAGCCUUGACCCGGCAGUGGACGUGAGGAUGAUUGACUUUGCUCACACCACCUGCCCCGACUUUGUGGAGGACAGUGUGGUGCACGAGGGCCAGGACAGUGGCUACAUCUUUGGUCUGCAGAACCUCAUCACCAUCAUCUCCAAGCUUGAGGACCACAGCACAGACUAA
Molecule: messenger RNA, 6418 nt
Organism: Coregonus sp. 'balchen'
Lineage: Eukaryota; Metazoa; Chordata; Actinopteri; Salmoniformes; Salmonidae
Source: the annotation of a GenBank genome assembly